Molecule: messenger RNA, 1742 nt
Organism: Colletes gigas
Lineage: Eukaryota; Metazoa; Arthropoda; Insecta; Hymenoptera; Colletidae
Product: CCA tRNA nucleotidyltransferase 1, mitochondrial
Exons: 6
Coding region: 295-1674 (459 amino acids)
Biological process (GO): RNA processing
Molecular function (GO): nucleotidyltransferase activity; RNA binding
Source: RefSeq, a predicted model, not a curated record
CGUGCAUUUCCUUAAACAAAAUUUUUCAUAAUUUUUUUUUCAUUAUGCUUCGAAAGCAAGAAGGAAGAAUAUGUAAAGUUUGCUAAACGAAUGUUUAAAAAUAAUUACAACAUUGUGCCUCUAUGAUUUUAUUUACUCGCGAAGUCAACAUGAAAAGUAUUCUUAAAGAAAACAGAAGGCGAACAUUGUAUCGAUAACAUUAAAAGUCGGUUUUAGAUGAUGUGGAAUUAAUUUUACUACAUAUGUUUUGUUAUAGCAAUGAGAUAUAAGGAAAUUAUGACAAAAUUUUGAGUAAUGUUAACCAUUCUUUCUCGCAGGAAUUAUUUCACUUCAUGUUAUUCUUUGCAAAAGGCAUACCAGGAGUGGGUCAAAAUAAGAAUGAGAGACGAAUCCGUUCCACCAAGCAGAGAUAAUCCAGUGAUCAUGAAACUGGACGAUCCGUUAUUUAAGUCUUUAUUUACACCAGAACUUACCACAUUGUCCGAGUUAUUUAAGAAACGAAAUUAUGAAUUAAGAAUUGCUGGUGGCGCUGUCAGAGAUAUUUUGAUGGGUACCAAACCAACAGAUUUAGAUUUUGCGACCAUUGCUACUCCGGAUAAAAUGAAGGCCAUGUUCAAAGAAGAAAACAUUAGAAUAAUCAAUGAUAAUGGAGAAAAACAUGGUACAAUUACUUCAAGGAUUAACGAUAAGGAAAAUUUUGAAAUAACCACACUCAGAAUUGACACAAUUACCGAUGGUAGACACGCAGAGGUUGAAUUUACGGAAGAUUGGAAGUUGGAUGCUCGUCGUAGAGAUCUUACAAUAAAUUCUAUGUAUCUUGAUCUGGAUGGACGAGUAUAUGAUUAUUUUUUUGGCUACGACGAUUUGCAAAUGAGAAGAGUCGUUUUUGUUGGAAAUCCAGUUACUAGAAUACAGGAAGAUUAUCUUAGGAUACUUAGAUAUUUCCGUUUUUAUGGAAGAAUUGCGAAACAACCAGAUGUUCAUGAGGAAGAAACAAUUGCAGCAAUAAAAGAAAAUAUGAAUGGUUUGGAAAGAAUAUCUGGAGAAAGAAUUUGGAGCGAAUGGUCAAAAAUACUUUCUGGAAAUUAUGUCAAGGAAUUGACUUUAAAAAUGUUGGAAUGCGGUAUUGCAAGAUACGUUGGACUACCAGAGAAUCCAGAAUUAAAAAACUUCGAGAUUGUUUGCGAAGUGUCAAAAAAGAACAACAUUUCUUUGUACCCAAUUUCUUUAAUUGCCACAAUGUUGAAAAAUGAAGACGAGGUACUCGCUCUUCAUAAGCGAUUAAAGCUUUCUGCAUUUGAAAGAGAUCUAGCAUUAUUUUUAGUGCGAUUUUGGGAAUAUAAGCCGUCGGACGAUCUGCUGAAACACUAUAAAAGAAUUCUUAUUCAUUGGAAAGGAAAUGCUAAAAACGGAAAAAUUUAUAUUUGCGAAUUACUUAAAUGCAAACAGCUUUUGAAUCUUGCUGCAGACUUUGAGAAAAUUACGAUACCCAGAUUCCCGGUUACUGGGCACAUGUUGAAAGAAAAAAUUAAAAAAGGAAAAACAAUGGGUAUUGUGCUCGAACAACUAAAAGAUAUUUGGUUGGAUAAGAAAUUUGAAGUAACUGCAGAAGAAUUGCUUCAAGAAGUUCCGCGAAUUAUCAGCGAAAUAGAAGAUAAAUUACAGAAAAUAUAAACAGAAACGUUGAAGUCUGAUAUAUUUCUCCCGGCAGUUUUAUCUGCGGUUAUUCGAAACAAUUAUAC